Molecule: messenger RNA, 7120 nt
Organism: Diprion similis
Lineage: Eukaryota; Metazoa; Arthropoda; Insecta; Hymenoptera; Diprionidae
Gene: Chc
Product: clathrin heavy chain
Exons: 15
Coding region: 213-5249 (1678 amino acids)
Biological process (GO): receptor-mediated endocytosis; intracellular protein transport
Cellular component (GO): clathrin-coated endocytic vesicle; cell cortex; clathrin complex
Molecular function (GO): clathrin light chain binding; structural molecule activity
Source: RefSeq, a predicted model, not a curated record
ACAUCGGUGGAAGUCCCCUCCGCCAUGUUGGGUGUCAGCGGUCUGUGACGGCAUUUGCGUCAGUCAAUGCGUGCGGAUGAGUUGAUUAUUGAGUGAAUAACCCACGAGAAACGUGAAAUUUUGUGUACAAGUGAUAUCGAGGGCCGCACAUCCGUACCAGGGACAAAAUAGCGGUGAAAAAUAUUGUAGAAAGACCGUAAAUCUCCGCCAGAAUGACGCAGUUGCUGCCCAUAAGGUUUCAGGAGCAUCUCCAGCUUACUGCUGUGGGAAUCAAUGCCAACAAUGUCAGCUUCAAUACACUUACGAUGGAGUCAGACAAAUUCAUUUGUGUACGAGAAAAGGUUGCGGACACAUCGCAAGUCGUCAUUAUCGAUAUGAAUGACUCCGCCAAUCCAAUUAGGAGACCAAUUUCAGCCGAUUCUGCAAUUAUGAAUCCUGCGAGUAAAGUAAUAGCUUUGAAAGCCCAAAAGACAUUGCAAAUCUUCAACAUUGAGAUGAAAUCAAAAAUGAAAGCGCAUACCAUGACGGAAGAUGUUGUAUUCUGGAAGUGGAUUUCCUUGAAUACGCUGGCCCUAGUCACUGAAACCGCUGUCUAUCAUUGGUCCAUGGAAGGGGAUUCUCAGCCUCAUAAAACAUUCGAUCGUCACGUAUCACUGAACGGAUGUCAGAUCAUAAACUACAGAACUGACCCAAAACAAACUUGGUUAUUAUUGAUCGGAAUUUCGGCGCAACAUAGCAGGGUCGUUGGUGCGAUGCAGUUGUAUUCCGUAGAACGCAAAUGUUCUCAACCAAUCGAAGGGCACGCUGCUUCCUUUGCGCAAUUCAAAAUGGAGGGCAAUGCAGAACCCAGCAAUCUGUUUUGCUUUGCUGUAAGGACUGUCCAAGGUGCUAAGUUGCACAUUAUAGAGGUUGGUCAACCCCCAGCUGGGAAUCAACCUUUUCCCAAGAAAGCAGUCGACGUUUUCUUUCCACCUGAAGCUGGAGGUGAUUUUCCAGUUGCAAUGCAGGUCAGCUCGAAAUAUGAUGUGAUAUAUUUAAUCACUAAAUACGGCUACAUCCAUAUGUAUGACAUAGAAUCAGCAACUUGUAUAUUUAUGAACCGUAUUUCUGGAGAAACAAUCUUUGUCACCGCUCCCCAUGAAGCUUCUGGGGGAAUUAUCGGAGUCAAUCGUAAAGGGCAAGUAUUGUCUGUUUCCGUCGAAGAAGAGAACAUUAUUCCAUAUAUCAAUGGAGUUCUACAGAAUCCUGAAUUAGCUCUGAGAAUGGCUGUUAGAAAUAAUUUGUCCGGAGCGGAAGACUUGUUUGUGAGAAAAUUCAACAUGCUUUUCCAAAAUGGCCAGUAUGCCGAGGCUGCUAAAGUUGCCGCCAAUGCUCCAAAAGGUAUCCUUAGGACUCCGGCAACAAUUCAGCGUUUUCAGCAGGUCCCAGCUACGCAGGGGCAGACGUCGCCGUUACUUCAAUACUUCGGUAUACUGUUGGAUCAAGGUCAACUAAACAAGUAUGAGUCGCUGGAACUCUGCCGUCCUGUGUUGGUGCAAGGGCGCAAGCAGCUUCUUGAAAAAUGGUUGAAGGAAGACAAAUUGGAAUGCAGUGAAGAAUUGGGGGAUCUUGUUAAACAAGCUGAUCCAACUCUUGCCUUGAGUGUUUACCUCAGGGCAAACGUACCCAACAAAGUUAUCCAAUGUUUCGCUGAGACUGGGCAAUUCCAAAAGAUUGUUCUGUAUGCCAAGAAGGUUUCUUACACUCCGGAUUAUGUAUUCUUGCUACGAAAUGUAAUGAGAAUUAAUCCUGACCAAGGUGUUGCCUUUGCACAAAUGUUGGUUCAAGAUGACGAACCUCUAGCUGACAUCAAUCAGAUUGUAGACAUAUUCAUGGAACAGAACAUGGUGCAACAGUGUACUGCAUUUUUGUUAGAUGCAUUGAAGAAUAAUCGAGCCAGCGAAGGUGCAUUACAAACUCGCUUAUUGGAAAUGAAUUUGAUGUCUGCUCCCCAAGUGGCCGAUGCCAUACUUGGGAAUCAAAUGUUUACGCACUAUGAUCGUGCUCAUGUUGCACAGUUGUGCGAGAAAGCAGGCCUUCUACAACGAGCUCUGGAGCAUUACACAGACUUAUACGACAUUAAGCGAGCUGUAGUCCACACGCAAAUGCUGUCGCCUGAUUGGCUAGUUGGAUUCUUUGGUACUUUAUCUGUAGAAGAUUCUUUGGAAUGCUUGAAAGCCAUGCUAACUGCAAAUAUGAGACAAAACUUGCAGAUCUGUGUACAGAUAGCAACUAAGUACCAUGAACAACUGACGACCAAGGCUUUGAUUGAUUUGUUCGAGAGCUUUAAAUCAUACGAAGGAUUGUUCUAUUUCCUUGGAUCCAUUGUGAACUUCAGUCAAGAUCAAGAAGUUCAUUUCAAAUAUAUCCAAGCUGCCUGUAAGACAGGACAGAUCAAGGAAGUCGAAAGAAUUUGUCGUGAGAGCAAUUGCUACAAUGCGGAAAGAGUCAAGAAUUUCUUGAAGGAAGCAAAAUUGUCGGAUCAACUGCCUCUUAUCAUUGUUUGCGAUCGAUUCGAUUUUGUGCACGAUCUCGUUUUGUACUUGUACAGAAAUAAUCUACAAAAAUACAUCGAGAUAUACGUUCAAAAGGUCAACCCAUCGAGAUUACCCGUUGUAAUUGGUGGAUUGUUGGAUGUCGACUGUUCAGAAGAUAUAAUAAAAAACCUCAUUCUUGUCGUCCGAGGUCAGUUCUCUACGGACGAACUGGUCGAGGAGGUUGAAAAACGUAAUCGACUAAAGCUCUUAUUGCCUUGGCUGGAAUCUCGUGUUCACGAAGGUUGUGUGGAGCCUGCCACCCACAAUGCUUUAGCUAAAAUUUAUAUCGAUAGUAACAAUAAUCCUGAGAGAUUCCUGAAGGAAAAUCAGUUCUACGAUAGCCGCGUCGUCGGUAAAUAUUGCGAGAAACGUGAUCCUCAUUUAGCAUGUGUAGCGUACGAACGUGGCCAAUGCGAUCGCGAAUUGAUCAGCGUUUGCAAUGAAAAUAGUCUUUUCAAAAGUGAAGCCAGAUAUUUGGUCAGACGACGAGAUCCUGAUCUCUGGGCCGAGGUUCUCUUGGAAAGUAAUCCCUACAAGCGACCACUUAUUGAUCAGGUGGUUCAAACUGCACUGUCAGAGACCCAAGAUCCAGAAGACAUUUCUGUAACCGUAAAGGCCUUCAUGACAGCUGACUUGCCAAAUGAAUUGAUUGAAUUGCUUGAAAAAAUUGUACUCGACAGCAGUGUCUUUAGUGAUCAUCGUAAUCUACAAAAUCUGCUGAUUUUGACAGCUAUAAAAGCCGAUCGCACACGUGUUAUGGAGUACAUAAAUCGUCUGGACAACUAUGAUGCACCCGAUAUAGCCAACAUUGCUAUCAGUAACAAAUUAUUCGAAGAAGCCUUUGCCAUUUUCCGGAAAUUCGAUGUCAACACAUCAGCUAUUCAAGUGUUGAUCGAACAAGUGAAUAAUUUGGAUAGGGCGUACGAAUUUGCCGAAAGAUGCAACGAACCAGCAGUGUGGUCACAGCUGGCCAAAGCUCAGCUACAACAGGGUCUAGUGAAAGAGGCCAUUGACAGUUUCAUCAAAGCUGAUGAUCCAUCAGCAUACGUCGAUGUAGUUGAGACUGCCCAUCGAACUUCCCACUGGGAAGAUCUUGUUCGCUACUUGCAAAUGGCUCGCAAGAAGGCGAGAGAGUCCUUUGUUGAAAGCGAACUCAUUUAUGCAUAUGCUCGUACCAACCGCCUUGCUGAUCUUGAAGAGUUUAUCUCUGGUCCAAAUCACGCCGAUAUUCAAAAGAUUGGCGAUCGUUGUUUCGAUGACAAAAUGUACGAUGCAGCAAAACUUUUGUAUAACAACGUAUCUAACUUUGCUCGAUUAGCGAUUACUCUUGUUCACUUAAAAGAGUUUCAAGGAGCCGUCGAUAGCGCUCGUAAAGCAAACUCUACACGGACAUGGAAAGAAGUGUGUUUUGCUUGUGUGGACAGCGGAGAAUUUCGAUUGGCUCAAAUGUGUGGUCUACACAUAGUUGUUCAUGCCGACGAGCUUGAGGACUUGAUCAAGUAUUACCAAGAUCGAGGACACUUUGAAGAACUCAUCAAUCUAUUGGAGGCUGCAUUAGGUUUGGAGAGGGCUCACAUGGGAAUGUUCACAGAACUUGCUAUUCUAUACAGCAAGUACAAGCCACAACGGAUGCGUGAGCAUCUUGAUCUCUUCUGGUCCCGUGUCAACAUACCGAAGGUAUUGCGCGCCGCAGAACAAGCUCAUUUAUGGGCAGAGCUUGUAUUCUUGUAUGACAAAUAUGAAGAAUUUGAUAACGCGGUACUAGCGAUGAUGCAACAUCCAACAGAAGCGUGGCGUGAAGGUCAUUUCAAAGAUGUGAUCACCAAGGUGGCUAACGUGGAGUUGUACUACAAGGCAAUCCAAUUCUAUGUCGAAUACAAGCCACUGUUGCUGAAUGAUGUUCUACUUGUCCUUGCGCCAAGAAUGGACCAUACAAGAGCGGUUGCUUACUUUACUCGCACAGGACAUUUGCAACUUGUGAAGCCUUACCUUAGAUCGGUCCAAUCUUUGAACAACAAAGCUAUAAACGAAGCAUUGAAUGGUCUCCUGAUUGACGAAGAAGAUUAUCAAGGCUUGAGGACGUCAAUAGAUGCUUUUGAUAACUUUGAUAAUAUUGCUCUCGCUCAGCAGCUUGAGAAACACGAACUAAUCGAGUUUAGAAGAAUUGCGGCGUACCUGUACAAAGGCAAUAACAGAUGGAAACAAUCGGUUGAACUUUGCAAAAAAGACAGGCUAUUCCGAGAUGCCAUGGAGUAUGCCGCUGAGUCUAGGAAUGCAGAGGUAGCUGAGGAACUGCUAGAAUGGUUCUUGGAGAGAGGAUCAAAAGAUUGUUUCGCAGCUUGCCUCUUCUACUGUUACGACUUGCUUCAUCCUGAUGUAAUUUUAGAACUGGCCUGGAGGCACAGAAUCCUUCACUUCGCAAUGCCUUAUCUAAUCCAAGUUGCCCGAGAGUACAUUACCAAGGUUGAUAAACUCGAAGAAGCUGAGAGCCAGCGCUUGGAAGAAACGGAUCAACAGGAGCACAAACCAAUGAUCAUGCCUGAGCCACAGUUGAUGUUGACAGCAGGGCCAGGAAUGAUGGCACCUGGAUACGCACCUCAAAGUGUUUAUGCACCUCCAGGUCAAGGAGUUUAUGCACCACCUACUGCAGCCUAUCAAGGCUACGGUAUGUGAGACACAUUUCACAACACGUUCCACAAUGAUCAACAAUACCUACUUUUCUAUAAGGUUUAGCUAGAGCAAGGUUCCAUUAAUAUUGAUACGUUACAGUCAACCGUCGGAAAUCUGCUGUCUGACAAAUAUCUUGACAUGUCAAGUUAGUAGUUGCAAAGAAAAAAAGAAUUCAAUGAACGAAAAAAUUAAUAAACUAGUAUAACUAGAAACAUGUAUUCUACACAACACAAUCUACCGCUGUAAUAAUUGUCAAGUAUUCAAUCUCAAAAAACGUCUCAUGUAAAAAAAAAAUGAAAAAUAAGUACUAAUACCGAUAUUCCUGAAAAAAAGCAUUUUGUGGGCGCAAAAAAAAUUAGUAUAAAUUAGAGGAUUUAUGAAUAAUUAAAAAAAAAGUAUAUAAUAUGUAUAUGGUAUGUUCAUUAGGCUGCUUUACGUAACUGAGUAACAAUAGUAUCGAAUUGACAAUUUUACGGGGCAAUCAACGUUGAGGGGGGCUAUAAUUAUAUGUUCUUGACAUAUCCAUAGUUACUUGUUUAAUGGCAGAUUUUUUAACAUGGCCAUUAAAAAAAAAUGGUAUGUCCGAAGUAAUGACACGAUUUAAAAAUCGUUCAGAAUUAUUUGAAAAGCUCCAGUUUGCGCCAUGCUAACAGUUGAUCUGAAUACAAUAAGCUUAAAAUUUUUUAAGGAAAAUGUCUUCCUUAAUAAUCGGAAUUGCAUGGAUGACAGGAGCAAGAAUAUCAAUGGAUUUUUAAAUGAUGUUAAUACUGCGAUAGCAUUUCUCUACUAUACUUCAAUAGCAAUCAUUUAACGCGUAAAAAAAUGUUGAAUUAACAUUUCAUCGAUUAGUCAUAGAAAUAGUGACUGGUUUGUCAAUUCAAUUGAAUUCGAAAGUUACCGUUCUAUGGUAUCAGAAUAAAUAUUUACAGUGGUACGUCACAAAAUAUCUUUUUCCGGCAUACCUGUGUAUGUUUAACUGUUUCGUUGAAAAAUGUACUAACGGAAUGAUUAACGCGUUUAUCAUUUGAGAAAAAUUUGUUUCAAUAAGUUUAUAAGUCUUAACGUAACACAUUGAUAAUUUUAGAUUGCCCCUAAUUAUUGAAUGGGACAGUGAACACGUCACACGAGUCUGAUUCGGUGGAUGUAUAAACAUUAAUCCAAAUCACAUGACAAGAGCAUCGUUAUUAAUUAUUAACUGCAUGUUGAGGGAUGAGAUAAACUCAAAUACACUAAUUAUUUCUCGUGAGGGAUCGAUUAGGGUACAAUUCUUAGUUCCGUUUUUGAUUCUUCAGACCUGUGUAAUUUGUUUACUGAUCCUUCAAGUUAUGGUAAAUAAAUUGUAAGAAUUCGUUAGGAACUGGUGGUGCGUGCGCAAAGUACGCGACAUUCCCAAAACUCUAUCAUUGCACUUAUCUUUUCAACAUAGCUAAAUCAAACUGAUCGUGAAUGAAAUUUUUGGAAAUGAAGUGGUUAGUGAUUCAUUAUUUGGAUAGGGAUUCAACCAAUCCACAUCGCAUGUUGUUAUUAUAAUAUCAUGAUUAUUUGAAUAUUUUGAAAUACUAUUAUAACUAAUUAUUGCAAAAAGCAAACAAAAAAGCAAGGAUUAUUAGUAAUUAUACAUAUAUAUUAUAAAUAUAUAAUUAUAUUAUUAUAUAUUAUAUUGGUAUUUAGUGUAACAUGUAAGUAGUAGACAAAAAUAUGAUAUGAAUUAAUAAUAUUAUUGAAAAAAAAAAUGAAUAAAUGAUACAGAAGGUAAAUAUCAUGAAUGGGUGAUUGAAGAACUGGAUUGCAUUCAAUUGUUUUUGCUGUAAAAUAUAACAACUGUGUCAAGUGGAUAUGCACAGUGAGAAAUAAACAAAUGCCUGUUUGACGAA